Molecule: messenger RNA, 2382 nt
Organism: Myzus persicae (green peach aphid)
Lineage: Eukaryota; Metazoa; Arthropoda; Insecta; Hemiptera; Aphididae
Exons: 3
Coding region: 93-1877 (594 amino acids)
Source: RefSeq, a predicted model, not a curated record
CCGGUUACCGUUACGAUCUGCUCAUCGUCGUCGUGAUAUUGUUUUUGAGACUGGCUUAGUCGCCAUCCAGAACGUCUACCAACAACAUCACCAUGAUACUCCAGGUAUCAUCAUUCUGUGUGCUUCUUUUAAUCGCCGGUUCUUGUUGGGCAGAUCAGCAACAGCAAUUGGGAAUCCCUAGCUCUCUAGAUGCAGAGUCUAUUAAUGACCUGGCCAAAAAGCCGGUGAAACUGGAUCCAAAGUUACGUAAAGCUUUGCUAAAAGUACUCAACCGAUUGGAAGAAGAAGAUAGAGUAACUGAAGUAAAACUGGCACAAGUUGAAUCACAACAAUUCCAACAAAAUCAACAACAAUUCCAACAACAACAACAAUUCCAACAACAGCAACAGCAACAACAGCAGCAGCAGCAGCAACAGGAGCAGCAGCAGCAACAACAAAGACAAAGGCAGCAACAUCAACGCAAGCAAAUACGAUUACUAGAUCAACAGCAAAUACAAAUACUAGGCCAACAGCAAAUACAGUUACAAGAACAACAGAAUAGAAAGUUACAGGACCAAGAGCAGAGAUUGGAGCUGCCGCAGGACCAAGAUCAGAGACUGGGACAGUCACAGGAUCAAGGAGUGCAAAGACUACAAUCACAAGACCCACAACAGCGACAGAACUCACAACUGCAAUUGCAACUCAACGUUCAAGAGCCAACAGAAAAGCUGCAACAAGAACAGCAAGUCUUUACGCCGUCACAGGCGCCGACAGUAGCAUUGCCCACUUCGACGGUAGCUUUGACCACUCGCACCGAAGCAUUGCAGCCAACCCCGACAGUCGCAUCGCCCACUUCAGUCUCACCCAAGGCGGUACCGUUGCCCACCUCGACGGUAGCGCUGUUGCCUCCACUGUUGCCGACACUGUUGCCGCUAACUCCUGAUUCAGCAGAGACCACCAAGCCUGAGUUGAUCGUCAACGACGACGUCAAUAACGCGCCGAACAAUGUGCUCCGCUCGACGCCGGCCUCGUCCACAGCACCGGCCACAAACACUGGCACCGAGGUUGACUUUUUCGAGGCACCACUACUGACGGCAUUCACAGUGCAACAGGACUCGGCAGGCAUUCCGAGGCGCAUUAUACCCAUUUUCACGGAACCGGGACAGCUGGAAAGGCAGAAGAUACAGGCCCUGGAAACCCGGGCGGAAUCGGGUGACAGUGGCGACCGGAACACUGUUGAACCGGACAGGAACGAACUGGAGUUCCUGAAAAGCGUCGAGUUGUCGAAGCAACAGUUGCAAUCUGUACAAACGCGAGAAGAACUACAGCAGCGAGAAUCGUUCGGCGUACAACAACAGCUGAGGUUCCAACAACAACUGCAACAGAGGGCGGUGCUCGAAGAACAGCAACAGCUGCAACAGAUCGUCCAACAACGACAACUGCAACAGCAACAACAACAACAAAAACAACAACUACAACAGCAACAACAGCAGCAGCAACAACAACAACAACAACAACAACAACAACGGCAGCGACAACAGCAGCAACAACAAAGGGCAGUGGUCUUCCAGCCGCAACAACAGCAACAGCAACAGCAGCAGCUGCAACUGCAAUUGCAACCUGUCCAGGGACAGCAGCAACCCAACCGAUUUGUCCAACAACAGCGACUGCAGUUCGGUGACGGUCCGUUGGCUCUCCUGCCGCAGUUCGCCCAGCAACAGCCAUUGCAGCAGCUGCAGCAACAGCGAGUCCUUAGGCAACCACAACCGCAGUCGUUCGGUUACGGGUUGUCAGUGCCCAGACUCCCUGGGGACUUGAACGUUGUGUAUAAGGUGUUGGCAUUGAACCACGAGGGCAGAAACGAUAACGCGGUCGGACCUCAGCCGCUGUUGUUCUGAUCGGCUUCCAAGUAUGCGUCCGGAAAUCCGACGACGUUGGCGACUAUUGUCGUAAUGUUAUUAUUAUUGUAUUACCACACAAGUUAUUGUUUUAUAUUUUUAAAAAUAUUUUUAGUCGAUUCGUUCCCUCCACACCACUUGCAGGGCCCGGCUCAGCACAAAAAAUUUAUCGUAAUGACGUAAUUUUCUAAGCACUCACUCAUGAUAUAAUAAAUUAUUAUUGUUUUCCAAGACACGUCAAAAAUGAGUUAAUAUUACCAUACGAAUUUCGAUUGUUUUAUAGCAAACCGGAGCACUAUUGUUUUUUUUAAGGGCAUUAUAUUUUAUUCUAAAAGCACAUCAAAUGUUUUUUUUUAAUAAUUCGAUUAAGUCUUGUCAUCUACAUAUUAUCUUUUUCUUUAACGACGACCGUCGUAACCGGGCAAACCGAUUUUUUUUAUUAUGCAGUUUAUAAUUUAAUAAUAAUAAUAAUAUUGUUAGUCUGUAUUCGUAUUAUUAAGUGUCG